AUCUCAAAUCUCUUUUUCCGAAUCUUUUAAAAUCCUAUCCUCCUCUACUUUGCUAACGUGCGCAUAUAAUUUAUUUAUUUUUAUUAUUUUUUCAUUGUUGCUCCCUUCUUCUUAUGGUUUCCUCUUUUUAGGCUCAGUUUUCUAUAAGAGGUUUGGCCAUGGGCGUACUACGUCAUCACCAUCGCCGACUCUCCUCUGCAAGAACUGCCCUUGCCCUAAUCUUCUUUGCCAUCGCUUCCUCUGCCAUUGCCCACUCUCACCUCUCACAGAUUCACCAACUGGUAAGGAAAGAGACAGAGGAGACGAAAAGGGGAAAUUGGUUGCAGGUGAGGGAGCAAUUUCUGAUUCAAAGGAGAUUAUCUGGGCCUGGAUCGUCUCCACCGACGUGCCGGUCUAAGUGUGGGAAGUGUUCACCUUGUAAGGCAGUGCGUGUGCCUAUCCAGCCUGAUCGGAAAAUACUUCUUGAGUACUACCCUGAAGCUUGGCGUUGCAAAUGUGGCAAUAAGUACUUCAUGCCUUGAAUUGAAGAACAGAUGGGAAAGAAAAAAGAAAGGGCAGAGAGGGUAGGGGGUGUAAUCAUCAUAGAAGUAUCUCUUUUUCCAUAUCUGUUACUAUGCAUUUUCUUCUGUUGUAUGUAUGAAACAAAUUUCUUUCCUGGAACAUAUAGCAAACAUGGGGUAUGCACUUUUUAACUCAGUUUAUUGUAAAUUUUUGACUUC
This is a messenger RNA of Macadamia integrifolia, 719 nucleotides long. RefSeq names its product EPIDERMAL PATTERNING FACTOR-like protein 4. Lineage: Eukaryota; Viridiplantae; Streptophyta; Magnoliopsida; Proteales; Proteaceae. The record is from RefSeq and is a predicted model, not a curated record. The transcript has 2 exons. Bases 159 to 521 code for a protein of 120 amino acids. Gene Ontology annotation, biological process: guard cell differentiation; stomatal complex development.